ACUUAAAAUUCCUGGUAAUACAAGAGAGUCAAGAUGGCGGCCUCCGAUUCGCAGGAUGGCGACUCUGUUGUUUUUAUUUAUGAUCGACGGAAUUCAGCCGCUCCUGAAGUGAAAUUAUCUACGACAGCGAUCGACUGCUUUGCAAAAUUUAAGGAUGCCGUAAAACAGCUUUUAGGUGUUGAAGAUGGAGAAGACUUUGUCAUUGCUACUACCAACAGGGAUGAAAUUAAAGAUGACAAGACCUGGGACUAUGUGGAGAAUGGAGAGACUUUGUAUAUCCUGAAGGAUGUGAAGCAAGAGUUGUGUGCCCCUGCCCAGGAGCGGGUGGACUACCUACCGCAUUAUGACACCAUCGUCAAGGGUGGAAUGUACGAGUACUAUGCUUCAGAGGGACAAAAUCCUUUGCCGUAUGCCUUUGCAGAGCUCAUCGACAACUCCCUGGCGGCUACAGCUCUCAACGAUGGAUCCCGGCAAAUUGAACUGAGGCUGUUUUUGGAUGACAUAGCCGUGAGCAAGAACUGUAUUGUUGUCAUCGACAAUGGGAAAGGAAUGACCCCGCGCCAGCUGAACAAUUGGGCUAUUUAUAGACUGUCGAAGUUCACUCGGAGGGAUAAACGUAGCAGGGGACAAGACUUGGAGCCUUCAGGGGCUAACGACUCUAUCAACCUGGCCUCGACGUGGGCGCCUCGCUUCAUGAACAGUGACAUCUCCUACUUUGGUGUCGGGGGCAAGCAGGCUGUCUUCUUUAUUGGCAAUGCCACAAGGAUGAUCAGCAAGCCAAGAGGUUCCAAGGAUGUUCAUGAACUCUCCAUCUCGAAGGAUGAGUUUGAGAGGAGGGAGAAAAGCAACCAGUCUAUCUACACAGGCUACAUCCGGAAUAGACAGCCCGGAGACAGCUCCCACCUGAGUGGGGAGGACGAACUUCUGGCCAAGCUCAUCUCGGAGGAACCGAACCGCGAGAGCUUCACAGCAGUGGUCAUCCAGGGCAUCAGCCCUCAGCAUGUGUCCUACCUGAAGCACAACUUCAACAUGUGGACCAGACAGCUGGCGCACAUCUACCACUUCUACCUUCACGGUCCAGAGGGCCACGAGCUGAAAGAGGAGGGUGAGCAGAAGGUGGAGAGCAACCCCUUCAACAACAUCAAUAUACAGGUGACCAUGCAACUGAGGGGAAACCCGAACCCCAAGUCGAUUGACCUACGCAAGAUUGAAGAUGACAUUGAGACGCAAUAUGUUCGGACGGCCGCCAGCAGGUUUGAGUUCAAAGCCUACGUGGAUGGCUCUACGGCUGUGGAGGGGAUCGUCCGAUAUCAUCCGUUCCGCUAUGACAAAGAGACCUAUCCGGUGGAUGCCUACGCUCCUAGAUUGGACCCAGUGCCCGAGGAUGACCACGGCUAUGCCAUCAACGAUCGCCCGGCGCGGGGGAGGAGGCCCAUCUUUGAGGCCUUUUGGAACGGUCGACUGAUACCUUACACGCUCAUAGAGGAAUUUGACUGGUGCUCCCUGCCCAAAAAACAGAAGAACAUUCCAGCUGAAUGCUACAACAGGAUCUCUGGAGUGCUGUGGACCAAUGACAGUUUCCAGGUGUCCACCAACAAGCUUACCUUUUUGGACCUGGAGAUGAAGCUCAGAGAUAAAGGAACCAACUUUGUACGCAUGCUCAAUGGACAUGAACGACGCACCCAAAUAGAGCGGGAGUUCCAGUCCUGGCUCAAGGAGUGUAACGAGGAACACGACAAGCAGAUUCUCUUCUCCGGCAACUCGGGCCUACGACCCCGCCUCGACCUCCCCAAGCAGAAACAGACGCCCUGGACACGCUUUGACCGCGUUGAGUGGGACGCUCGCACUUACGAGAAGGGACAGAUGGUUCGUGUCCUGCGUACGACCCCGCCUCUCCACGGCACUAUUGAGGCUUUCUACCUGUCGGGGGAGCACCAGGGGGAUGUGUUUGCCAUGGGGGGAGACAUCGAGAUCCUACAGGAGCCCCAGUCGCUGUACACAGAGCGUAAGUUUGUUGCUCUGAACCGGCUGGACAGGGGGGCCUCGGUGGCACAGAUAAAGAAGUACAUAGAGGAGGAAGAGACCAAACUCCCAGACCACCUGGUGGUCUCCUGGCCCAACGGGAUGCCUGUGAUCCCCAACGAAAAGAGGACGGCAGGGAAAACCAUUGGCGACCUCCGGGUGGAGAUCUGCAACAAGCGAGGGGAGACUAUCUCCAAGAUCCCACACUCCAUCGCCAACUCCAAGAAGCUGCUGGUGGAACUAACACUUAUAUGGCACUCCCCCCAUGGCGAUGAACGUCUGGUGUCCUUGCUGUCCCAACACGGCAAGAGCUGGCCCUACUGGUUCAGGAAGAUGGACAGUGCCAAAAACCUGGGCAACUACACACUGCUGCUGCAGACAGUGCUCAAUGAGUCGGGGAACAACAUGUUUGCUGGUCGCGAGUUGCCCUCUGCCAAGAUCAAGUUCUCCGUCAACGAGGCUGACCCCGAGCACUUCACCGUGGGUCUUCUGGACGGGCCCUUCAAGGUCGGGGUUCCAUUCCAGAUUCCACUGGAGUUCCAGGACCGCUACAACAACUCUACACGGCCCCCGCAGAAACUGAAGCCAAUCCUGGAUGCUGAUGGUCUGGAGCUGAGCUAUGAGAACACACAGGUCAAGGGAAACAACUGCUACAUCAAGGGCGUGGUCGCCAAGGGAACGGUCAACACUGCUGCUGGCAAAAGUUUCAACCUGACUGUGUCAGUGCCUGGACUGGAACAGUCUCAGUCUCUGAAGAUACGACUCCUGCCUGUUUGCCGGCGGCGGGGGUCUCCCCAACUACUCGUGCGACUGCUCCGCCAGUGGCUCGGCCACACUGACCGGUCCACCCCUGAUAGUCAAGAAGAUGGCCGGGGAGCUGCAGCUGACCGCCCGGAUAGAGAUUGUGGGCAUGAAGACAGUCAAGCCAGUGGAGAGGGUGGUCUGGCUCAAGCCCAGCGGCCGUGUCUCCCAGCUUCAGCUCUUCUGCUCGCUCAACGGCAAAGAGACGGAGAUAAAAUCUGGGCAGGCUCUGGAGAUGGAGGCGGGAUCUGUGCUGGAGAAUAUCAGAUUUGAAAUCUGCAACGAGGCAGGGGAAGCCCUGGCUGUGGAUGACAAGUUGGCACAGAAAAUCAAGGUGAACUGGGCGCCUAAAGUCCCCAAAGACCAGGCGUUGAAGAAAUGUCUGCCGUCGCUGAAAGCUCCGACGCUGGUCACAGAACACAAGUACUGUCAGGCCACUGUCAUGGAGGGAGACGGUGUGGAACUCCAGUUUUCUGUCAUGGCCCAGGUGGGUGAGCCCAGUCAGAUGAAGGCGGAGCUGACCGGGGAGAACAGCUGUUUGUUGGGGGAACCUCUGGCCGGGAUGCUCAACCUCACACUGAUGGAUGGAUUCGGGAACCAAGUGCCUAUGACUGCUGCCAUGUGCAAAGAAGUGACUUGCCAGGCGCCUUCCCUGUUUUCUGACAUUGUCAAGGUCAUGGCUACCAGUCAUAACCAGGCCCUGGUAAGGAACCUGGUGUUCACCCAGAUGGGCUGUAAGGAGGUGGAGCUGGGCUGGAGGGGCUUGACCGCAUCGGUUAAGUGUGAGGUGCUGGCCGGACCACCUGCUCAGAUACAGGUCCUAGACUGGUCACAGGACCAGGUUGUAUCUGCCUACAGCGACCGGCCUCUCCCGUGCCCACUCAAGGUACAGCUCCUAGAUGCAGAGGGAAACCUGGCCAAGACCAAAGACGUCAAAGUGCACAUUGUUAAGGACGCUAAGGUCAAGAUGUCAACAUCAGGGUUUGUGAAAACGGAUAAGGAUGGUGUGGCCGACUUUGGAACUUUGACACUUACUGCUGAUAGGGGUCGUUACGAACUCCAGCCCAAAGCCACUGUGGGCCGGUCGGUGGUCAACGGGCCUAAGCUGGUCGUGGAGAUAAUGGCUGACCCGAACAAGCCAGUCAAGAUGGACGUUGUCUAUAACGAGAAGACGUCGGUCAUUGCUGGACACACGCUGGCAGACUUCAGUGUGACCAUGAUCUCGGAGGAGGGCAGUCCGCUGACCACGGGCAGUGUGGACUACAUGAGUCUGAGGCUCUGGCGGAAAGAGCUGGGCACGAACCAGGGCACUCCGCCGAACAAGGCCCUGUCCAUAGCUCCAGAAGUCCCCACCCGCUCACAACAGGCCACGUAUCAGUUCAGGAAAUGCCCGGCCCCGACCACAGCCGCAGACUACAACCUCAUGUUUCUGUAUUGUGACGGCAGCUACCAGAUACAGAGUCGUUUAAUCUCUUUGACCGUCCAGCCUGGGUCGCCCUCAGCUCUAGUCGUGCUUGACCGCUUGACCACAGCCACAGUGUCCAACACUCGCAGUGUGGCAAGCCGCACGCUGCUCAAGUCUCUCAAGCUGGAACUGCAGGAUGAGUUUGGCAAUUCUCUUGGUGAGGGUUACAACGGCCAGGUCAAGGUGGAGAUCUGUGCCCCCAACGGCCAUGACGACCUCCCGACCUUUGUGUCAGGGGUCACCAACACGCAGUUCCCUCUCACCCGGGGGCAGUGCACGCUACAGAGUCUAGUUCUCCAGGAGAGCUCCCCGGGCAAGGACGGGUUUGAGUACCACCUGGCCUGUACCGUGACCUGUGCGGCCAUCGCCAAGAACAGGCCUCUGCCUCCCCUACACAUACCCUUCCUUUUUUACAAUGAUGCGCGGAAGCAGCAACAGAUGGCCUCUCUGUCCAAGGAGAGGGACAAGCUACAGGGGACGAUACAGGCUUACAGGGACAUGUUUGAUACACAGCAGCUGUUGGUGCAGGAGCUGAGAGCAUCCGUCCAUGAGGCCCAGAAGACAGAGCAGACCCUGCGCUCGGAGCUGAGAAAACAGAACAUUCCCAGCAACCAGCUACAGUCGGUGGACACGGUGGAGAAGCUGAUUGCUGUCAGAACCAGGGACCGCGACCAGCUCCUCAAGUCCCCCCGCAGGUCGUGUGGUCUGACCCCCGCUGACCCUGACCCUGACAUACUGGGAAAGAUCGCCCACCUGGCUCUGGUUCACCAGGACGAUAUUGCCCGGGUCUUGUCCUGGCAUAUGCUGGCUGAUAUGGACUGUGUGGUCACUCUGAGCACUUCUAAGGCUAAGGAGCUGUACCACCGCACCCAAGGCAAACAGCAAGUCCUGCCUUUGGACUCCAUCUACCGGAAAAACCUGCCUGACUGGGACAAACCACUGCCUCACAGGCGCUUCUUGCCCAACUACAAGCCCCUUGGGAACCCGGUGUAUGCUCGGAACCUCCUGGAGUUUACUAAAGAUGAGGAGAGCUGUAAAGUGGUACGGCAUGCUGCUGGGAGAUACGCUUAUCCUGGACACACUGGACCAGGCAAACUUAUACAGACAGGAGAUCAUCAAGUACACCCACUGUCCCACCAUCCUGACCCGCAGCGGCGACCGUAUCCGUAGCAACGGCAAGUUUGGCGGGGCGAUGAACAAAGCCCCACCCGUGGACAAGAUGAAGGGAUGUGUGUUUGGGCAGCCGUUGCCGCUGGCUUACCAUGCUGUUUGCACACAGAUAGAGUCCCUGGAGAAGUACAAGACGGCCCUGGUGUCCCACAUCUCAGCCCAGGACGAGCUACAGGAGCAGGUGCAGCAGCAGAAACUUCCGGAGGCCAUGGAGAAGUACCACGAGUGUAAGGAGGCGGAGAACAGGCUCAAGGAGGUGGAGGCCAGGCUAGGUGUUGGAACCCCAGUGCGGGCCACCAAACAAGGGAACCGCUCAGCCACCACCAACUCUGACCCAGAACCGGCGCUGAAGAAACCCAAACUGGAGCCAGGCUCUGCCCCCUCCUCCUCGGCAAGCCCCGCCCCCUCCUCCAGCAGCGCGGUUAGCCCCGCCACCGUGGGCCGAGCCCGGCCCGCCCCCGUCCAGGACCCGUCCUUCACGCCCAGCAGGACCUCGCUGCGCAUCGCUUCCAUGACCACCGUGGUGUCGGACGACGGGCGGAAACGUCUCAAGAAAUCCAGCACGUAGUAGGGGGA
Molecule: messenger RNA, 6034 nt
Organism: Aplysia californica (California sea hare)
Lineage: Eukaryota; Metazoa; Mollusca; Gastropoda; Aplysiida; Aplysiidae
Product: structural maintenance of chromosomes flexible hinge domain-containing protein 1
Biological process (GO): double-strand break repair; chromosome organization
Cellular component (GO): chromosome
Molecular function (GO): ATP binding; protein binding
Source: RefSeq, a predicted model, not a curated record